This is a messenger RNA of Mesocricetus auratus (golden hamster), 1083 nucleotides long. Its product is annotated as class I histocompatibility antigen, Gogo-B*0101 alpha chain-like. The record is from RefSeq and is a predicted model, not a curated record. Gene Ontology annotation, molecular function: peptide antigen binding; signaling receptor binding. The transcript is spliced from 5 exons. NCBI's taxonomy places the organism in Eukaryota, Metazoa, Chordata, Mammalia, Rodentia, Cricetidae. Bases 1 to 1083 code for a protein of 360 amino acids. Gene Ontology annotation, biological process: antigen processing and presentation of endogenous peptide antigen via MHC class Ib; antigen processing and presentation of endogenous peptide antigen via MHC class I via ER pathway, TAP-independent; immune response. Gene Ontology annotation, cellular component: external side of plasma membrane.
AUGAAGACCUCUGUUCCCGAGGCUCUCCUCCUGCUGAUCCUGGGAAACCUCGCCAUGACCAGGCAUCCAGAGGGUUCACACUCCCUGCACUAUUUGCACACACUCCUCACCUGGCCUCACCUCCGGGAGCCCCACUUGGCCUGUGCUGUCUUCCUGGAUGACAUUCUUAUUGAGAGACUCAACACCAGAGCAGAGACUCCGAGGCUGGAGCACUGUGCACCUUGGCUGGAUCAGCAGCCGCCAGACUAUUGGGAAAAAUCGACUAUUGACGUCCUUUUUCAACUUGAAACCUGCAAAAGCCUACUUAAGAGCGUGCUUCAGAUCUACAAUCAAAGUGAAACUGGCUAUCACACGGUGCAGUUCCUGAUGGGCUGUGAUGUGCUGCCUGGAUCAAACUACAUUCGUGGACAAUAUAGAAUGGUCUUCAAUGGCUAUGAUUACAUCGCACUAAAUGAGGACCUGAGCACCUGGACUGCAGUUGGCAAGGCAGCAGAGAUGAUAGCCCAAGAGUGGCAGAAGAAAAAUCAUGCACAAAAUUUGAAGCGCUUCCUGGAGAGUGGUUGUGUGAAUUUGCUCCGCUCACAGCUGGACUAUGGGAAGGAGUUUUUUCUGAGAACAGACACUCCGAAACUACAUGUGACCCAUAAGGUCAGAGCUGAUGGAAGGAUCACUCUAAGGUGCUGGGCCCUGGAUUUUUACCAUGCUGAGCUCACCCUGACCUGGCAGAGGGAUGGGAGCAACCAGAAUCUGGACGUGGAGGUGAUAGAGACCAGGCCUGCAGGAGAUGGCACCUUCCAGAAGUGGGCAGAUGUGGUAGUGCCUCCUGGGGAGGAGCAGAGAUACACAUGUCAUGUGGAUCAUGAGGGGCUGCCUGAGCCCCUCACCCUGAGAUGGGAGCCUCCUAAGCCCUCUGUCCCCAUCAUGACAAUUGUUACUGGCCUGGUUCUUGGAGCUGUGCUCAUGGGAGCUGUGGUGACUUUUCUGAUAUGGAAGAGGAGGACCAAAGGUAAGGAAAGGGUGGGGUCUGAGUUCAUGUUUCUAUGGGAACAUCGAGCCCAGCUGAGAGUGUGCCCUGCCAUAUGA